AUUAAUUGCAGAACUAAGCAGCACCGUCCAUGGAGGGUGGAGCAGGUGGAUGGUAAACAGUGUGGAGGCGGUGGAUAGCGGGGUAUGUGGCCACCCAACGGGACAACGUGUGGCCAGCCCCUCUGUCUUGGUAUGAACGCCCCUGCGGACUUGGUACCACUCAUCUCUGAACACUGGAUGAGGUUCCCCCAGCCUCACCCUCUCCUCCACAUCACCCUGGGAAUCACCUUUACCCUCCUCACCACCAUCGCCUUUGUCGGCAAUCUCACUGUCAUCAUCAUGUACUGCAGGUACCGUCGUCUCCAAAACUCGUCUAAUCUCCUGGUGACUAACUUGGCCCUGGCUGACCUGCUGAUGAUGUCCAAGGCUCCUAUCUUCAUUAUCAACUCAUUCAUGCAGGGGCCGUAUACCGGACGUACGGGUUGUGAGGUGUACGGGGCGGUUUCCCUCCUGGCGGGUCUGUCGGCGAUCUGGUUCCUCACUGCCAUCAGCCUCGACCGAUACUAUGUGGUGCGACAUUCCCUCAAUACUCACCACAGAUCCCCCAGGUUCCAGUCGUGGGCGGUGGUGGGCGUGGUGUGGGUGUUCUCUUGCUUCGUUACCCUCCUCCCUGUUUUCGGCUGGAAUCGCUAUGUCCCUGAGGGGGUACUCUCCGGGUGUACAGUGGACUACCUAUCAGAGAGCUGGGUGGACAGGAGCUUCGUCUAUAUGCUGCUGGUGAUCGCCUGGGCUUCCCCUAUGGCCGCCGUCAUCUUCUCCUACACCUACAUAGCCAUCAAGGUAAGUCUGUCUGUCUGUCUGGUUCUCCUGGGUGAUAUAAGUUGGGUGACCCGGAUCAUUUAUAACCUAUGGUGUGGUCAGCAGACGGAGACGCGUGUGGUGGUGUUACUGGCAUUGUGGACGUUGUCGUGGUCGCCGUAUGCCCUGGUGGUCGCUGUGUCUGUCACCUUCGAUUCAGCCGUUAUCACGCCCCUCCUCGCCACCCUCCCUUCCAUAUUGUGUAAAGCCUCGGCCUGUCUCAACCCCUACGUCUACGGCCUCAACCUUCCCUCCUUCAGGAGGGAGCUGGCCAGGAUCCUGUUAAGGGAUUUACACGAGUCGAUCCCUGCUGAAGCUUCAAGGCUCAUAGGACGAGGGGCCCACUCCACGGCCACUGCUGCGGUGACUGCUACAUAUAGGUCGCGGUCUGAGUUGUCGUCCCCGGUACAGAGGUUCAUGCUGCCAAACGGAGAGGUAGUGCUGGCCGUGACUUACCAGGAGGCCAAACGCAAAGCAGCCAAGACACGACAACGUCCUUCUACCCACGUGCCAAUCACCACACUUCAUCCCUCCAUGCCCGCCAAACUACACGCCCAGAGUACAGUGCAGCUCCAGAUCACUUCAGUAUAGUAUUAAGCUAUAUUAUCUCAACCUAAUACCACCUGGGUCGUUAGUGUGACGAGGGGACUGAGUAAUUAUCGCCAGAACAUGAUCUCCUUCUCCCGUGACUUUUACCCACCCAGGUCUCUUUUAUGGUAUACACAAAGUCGAGCACAAUGUUUAAGACGCCAUUGGUAAAAAUACCUUGCCCUAUAUCGAGCAGAAUUUUACGCUCAUAUAUUUUGUGCCUUUUUUUUUUAACCAUCUGCAAUGGGACGCAAUUACUGUGGUUGUGCCGCUCGGGCCCAUCUGUCACGUCUCUGUUACGCACUGUUGACUAUUCAUUAUUUUAUAUGAGCUCUUUCUUUAUUUAAUGCAUAUAGUACUGAUAACGUUCCACUCUUCAGAAUCGCUAUUUAACGUUACAGC
This is a messenger RNA of Homarus americanus (American lobster), 1788 nucleotides long. RefSeq names its product opsin, ultraviolet-sensitive-like. The transcript is spliced from 9 exons. Gene Ontology annotation, molecular function: G protein-coupled receptor activity. Gene Ontology annotation, cellular component: membrane. The record is from RefSeq and is a predicted model, not a curated record. Gene Ontology annotation, biological process: visual perception; G protein-coupled receptor signaling pathway. The coding region runs from base 85 to 1389 and encodes 434 amino acids. NCBI's taxonomy places the organism in Eukaryota, Metazoa, Arthropoda, Malacostraca, Decapoda, Nephropidae.